AUGGCUGAAUCUCUGGUUGACGAAAUUCUUGAGCGAAACAAAAACUUUGCCGUGGCCCAUAGGCCAUACAGAUUCUUCUCUGAAAGCCAAGGCCAAAAGAGACCGUCGAUACUCAUAAUAACUUGUCUCGACCUAAGAUGUAACCCUGAAGAGUUCUUCAGUCUUCUACCAGGCGAUGCUGCAAUCUUACGCGUCGGGGGUGGUAGAGUUGCCCCGCUCAUCGCCCAAAUAAUUUCCUUGGACUGCUUCCUCGGCAGCCUCAAAGAGAUAAUGGUGAUUCAUCACACAGAUUGCGGAGCUACUCACAUGACUGAGAAGAGGAUUCACGACCACGUUUUGAAGGAAGACGGAGUUACCAUCGAGGAUGCGACACAGCUGGUGCUUCCGUUCAUUACUGACCUGGAGCAAAGCGUUCGGGACGAUGUCAAAUUAUUGAAAACAUCGAGAAUCAUUCGUCGUGAGCUGAGGGACCAUGCGAGCGGCUAUCUUUACGACGUCAAGUCUGGACUUGUCCGGCGCGUCUAGAAGUUAUUCUUUAGGCGUAGAAUAAUGAUUUCAUGGGAAGAGAUGAAAAGCACUAGCUCUGCAUAUGGCGACAUGACGUCCCCUCCGUUCACAAGAUGUUAUUCUCUCAAACCUUGAGCUAGUUGGGAAUCCGU
Molecule: messenger RNA, 659 nt
Organism: Trichoderma harzianum CBS 226.95
Lineage: Eukaryota; Fungi; Ascomycota; Sordariomycetes; Hypocreales; Hypocreaceae
Exons: 6
Coding region: 1-525 (174 amino acids)
Molecular function (GO): carbonate dehydratase activity; zinc ion binding
Source: RefSeq, a predicted model, not a curated record